AUGUAUCUCGCCCGUGACAGUGGAGGACGCAGCGAGCUCUUAUUCGCGAUACACCCCGCCUUCGUCGAUGCACUACCAGUGGCAUCUCCGAGCCAGUCUGUCCAAGAAAGAAAUCAUAUCACCCUUCUGAGACAUGAAAUAGCCAACAUUAUGCAAGUAUUCGACACCAAGUGCGCCGAACAGGAUCUCUCGGAAGAUACAUUUUGCAUUUGCAUAGAUUCCCUGAACAGUAUCCUUGUUCUAUUUGAAGAUCUAGUUGUCGGAAAAUUCCCAGCUAGAAAUUGCAAUAGCAGCGAUGAAUUGCAUGCAGAGUUUCCAAAGCUUGUUGCUCUUAAGUACCAAAUUUCCACAGGAGAACUAGUGUCUGCAUCCUUUUGGGUUUCAUUUGGGGGGAAGCCAAGGCAACACAACACAACACUAAUUGUACAGCAUUUCAACCAAACCAUAUCGAAACUAUUCUCUACAAUUAAUUAUGAGUCAAAUACUUUUCGUUUCUAUGAAAUUGAAGAUGACUACGAGUCAGACAAGGCUCUGUUACGCAACGCCGAGGAGCUCGCGGCAGCUCUGGGAGCAAUUUUCGAACAACUCAAAGCAUUGAUAUGUCUAAAAGAUCCGGAAGGCCACAAUUCCUAUGUGCGACUCUCCGAGUUUGCGAAAAAUGAGCUCCAAAUGAUGAUAUCUAUCUGCGGACAUCGAAGUCUGUGGCAGCACGUGGUCUUUCAUAUGGAGACUACAAACAAUUGCAAUAUGAAACACUCAUGGAUAAAGGAGAUUUGUUCGGAGUUGACACGUUCAUACCGGAAAAAAAGGGUGUUAUCCAUGACCUUCGAUGGAAAAGGGUUUUGCAAAAACUCCACUAGUGAGGCUCACGGGAAGGAAUCGGCGAUAUUAUCAACGGAGACCCUGAGCAAUAUUCUCCAAAAGGAAGAACAGCUAAAGCAAGGGAAAGCUAGUCACUACAAAACUAUCAGAAAGAAGGACAAAAGGCGACUCAGUUUACUCCUUUCUAAUUCCCUUAUCCAUUUGUCCGGCAGCGCCUUAUUGCGAAAUCCUUGGAGUGCCAACACCAUUCAUAUUAGACAACGGAAGGAUGGCUUCAUCGGCCAAGAUACCGCUCCAGAGGCAUACAUGACAUACGCAUUUAACUCACAAAUUAUCGAGGAAAAUGCCAUCAACGAAGACCUAGAACCGGGGGAUCCCUAUGUUUUAGGCCUGGCAAAGCUCUUACUAGAACUAGAAUUGGGAAAGGAAAUCACCGUGCUUGAUGAAGAUAUUGACGAAAUCACUGGUAAAACAUCGUUAUACAUGGCAAUUACCCGAAUUCACGGAGACCUGGAUCAGUAUUUGGAGGACAUGGAUCCAUUUAUUGGGAUAAUAGAUUCAUGCCUGCAAAUUUGCACCGAUCUCUACGACAUGGACCUCCGCCACACCAACAGCAAGGAUUAUUAUCACAAGCUUAGGGAAGAGGUAUUAACCAAAGUGAUUAGACCUUUGAAUCAAAGGGACAAAAUCAUCAGCAAACACUGGAAAUUUGUCCAAAGAUCCAGAACAUCAACAUCCGAGAGCAUAUCAAGUAGUGUGCAAUGGUUGAAAGAAUUUGACUUCAUCAACCGAGAUAUGGGGAGGUUAAUUUCCGUGUCCAGAGUCACGUCAAAAAAUAGAAAUAUCAGACUAGCCAUUCUAGAUACGGGCUGCGAUUUGACUGCACCUUGUAUGGCAGUCCUUCCUGGCGUCCCAGCACGCUUAGUAGGCCACUGGAGAGAUUUUCAUGAAGGCUCAACGGAACCGGUAGAUGAGGAUGCGAAACAGCACGGAACAGCACUUACAGCUCUUCUAUUCAGAGUGGCAUUCAAUGUCGAUAUUUACGUAGGUCGAGUUACGAAAGAUCAGGCAGAUUUACCCAACUCAACUCAAAAUAUAUCCAAGGCAAUUCAUUACGCCGCGGCCGAAUGGAAGGCUGACGUCAUUACAAUGUCGUUUGGCUUCCCGUUUAUUGUUGAUGAGAUUGAAUAUGCCGUUACAGAUGUAAACAGAGGCCGCCGAAAGGACGGAAAGAGUGAAGUGGUCUUUUUCGCGGCCGCGAACAAUGAUGGGCUAAACUCGGAGGAAAUGUUUCCCGCAAGCCUCGAGACUGUUAUAUCAGUACGUGGAACAGAUCAUACCGGUGCGUUUAUCAACAAGUUCAAUCCAAUACCUAGGCCACAGAAGGCAAGAGGCCUGUUGUAUGGCACGCUUGGUCAAAAUGUUCCAUACGACAUAGGAGACAACGGUGCCCAAAUGUCGGGAUGUUCGGUGGCCACUCCAAUCUUGGCUGGUAUUGUGGCGACAAUUGUGCAGUAUGCAAACUACACAGUAGGAAUGGACGCAGAGACGAUAACAAGGCUGCUAACAAAAGAUGGUAUUCUUCAAGUAUUGGAACACAUUUCUGUGGGGGAUGACUUUGGCCGCCGACGAUACAGCGGCAUAUCACAUUGGGGCGGCAGGUUUAGUAAGCUCAAAUUCAACAUGUUGCGCGACUAUUAG
Trichoderma harzianum CBS 226.95 is the source of this 2523-nucleotide messenger RNA. RefSeq lists its product as hypothetical. Gene Ontology annotation, biological process: proteolysis. The transcript has 4 exons. Bases 1 to 2523 code for a protein of 840 amino acids. NCBI's taxonomy places the organism in Eukaryota, Fungi, Ascomycota, Sordariomycetes, Hypocreales, Hypocreaceae. The record is from RefSeq and is a predicted model, not a curated record. Gene Ontology annotation, molecular function: serine-type endopeptidase activity.